UAUCAUUCACAAGUUUAGUAAAGAAAAUAACAUAUUGGUGUCGCAUCUAGCGAUACUUGUAUAGUUAGUGCUUGAGUUGAUUUCCGCCAGAAAAGACGAAGACCGUUUCUUAUUGUCGUUUAUCCCGACACCUGAAAACAUGGCCGAGCAAGAAGAAACUCAGAAGAAGAAGAGGACUUUCCGGAAGUUCACCUUCCGUGGAGUUGAUCUCGAUCAACUCCUGGACAUGCCAAAUGAGCAGCUCAUGGUUUUGAUGCAUGCUCGUGCCAGAAGGCGGUUCUCUCAUGGUUUGAAACGCAAGUCUAUGGCUCUUGUGAAGAAGCUGCGAAAAGCUAAGAAGGAGACACCACCAAAUGAAAAACCAGAAAUUGUCAAGACUCAUUUGCGUAACAUGAUCAUUGUACCUGAAAUGGUUGGCUCUAUUGUUGGGGUUUACAAUGGCAAAACAUUCAAUCAGGUAGAAAUCAAGCCGGAAAUGAUUGGCCAUUACUUGGGAGAGUUCUCUGUUACUUACAAACCUGUAAAACACGGUAGACCUGGUAUUGGUGCCACGCAUUCUUCAAGAUUUAUUCCACUUAAAUAAUUUGUACUCUUACAAAUAAAAUAUUUAAAAGUUAA
This is a messenger RNA of Nomia melanderi (Alkali bee), 618 nucleotides long. RefSeq names its product ribosomal protein S15 (gene RpS15). Gene Ontology annotation, cellular component: cytosolic small ribosomal subunit; ribosome. Gene Ontology annotation, molecular function: structural constituent of ribosome; RNA binding. Gene Ontology annotation, biological process: ribosomal small subunit assembly; translation. The record is from RefSeq and is a predicted model, not a curated record. Lineage: Eukaryota; Metazoa; Arthropoda; Insecta; Hymenoptera; Halictidae.